Messenger RNA from Xylona heveae TC161, 1677 nucleotides. RefSeq names its product histone acetyltransferase complex component Epl1. NCBI's taxonomy places the organism in Eukaryota, Fungi, Ascomycota, Xylonomycetes, Xylonales, Xylonaceae. The record is from RefSeq and is a predicted model, not a curated record. Gene Ontology annotation, cellular component: piccolo histone acetyltransferase complex. The coding region runs from base 1 to 1677 and encodes 558 amino acids. The transcript has 4 exons. Gene Ontology annotation, biological process: regulation of transcription by RNA polymerase II.
AUGACGCGGGCAGGAGUGGCGGGGGCCCGUUUCCGUCAACGCAAAUUAAGCACAAAGCAGACUCUACAGGUUCUACGAGAAGAUCAAGUUGAGAAAAUUGAUGAUGAUCCUCAACGCCAUGUUCCCAAGGUCGAGACCGGUGUCGAGAAGACGGAAGAGACUGAGCACCAUCUUCAAGCUGCAAUAUCCGCUUCACAGGCAGCUGCGGUUGGUGGAAAGGUAGCACAGAUUUACAUCCCUACCCCGGAUACUGUCGUUAGCUCGCUCCAAUAUGAACGAUUAUAUUCUCUCCGGUUCUCACAACCGGCGACGUAUAUUCGUUUCUCUUCCACCGUGGAAGACUGCAAUGGACAUGCGUAUUGUAUGACUGCUGAGGAUGACGCCUUUCUGUCGUCAGUUAAUGAAAAGAAGUCUGCCUCGGCACUUUGCAAUGAGGACCGAUUUGAGGAAGUCAUGACUUUCUUUGAGCAGACUGCGCAAUCAAAGCAGCCGUUUGCCAUGGUCGACAAUGCUCCUGUCUUGACUUAUGACGAAAUGGAAAGCUUCUUUGAUGAAACAAUCUCUGAAAGUGCCAGAUCUUUUGCAAAAGAUAUUUAUCCUCAUUGGAAGAGUCAGCGAUUACGUCGCGGUAAUAAAACGCUGAUGCCGAGUCUCAAGUUUGAGACUGGAGCCGAGACAGAUGACUCGGAUCCCUAUGUUUGCUUCCGCCGCCGAGAGGUGCGACAAGUUAGGAAGACUCGUGGUAGAGAUGCACAAAGCUCGGAAAAACUGAAAAGGCUCAGAAAAGAGCUUGAAGAUGCUCGUCAGCUGGUGGCUAUGGUAAAGCAACGUGAGAUAAUGAGGAGAGAUAUAUUGGCCGUAGACAGACAACUCUUUGAACAACGUGCCAAAGUCAAAGAUGCCAAGAGAAGUCUUGGAAUCAAAGGUGACGACGAAGACCUCGUCAACCAAAAGCCUCAGAAGAAAAAGACGAGCGAGGCUACUCCGAUGCAGCGUCCCGCUAGCACGCAGCUUCGUCUUUCUGCUCGACCUGACGGGCGAUCUUCCGAGCUAGAUCUUGUCUUGUUAUCAGAUGUCUUGACCGAGAAAGAGAAUGAGAUCCAGAAGGAGAUCGACACGAAGAUUAUCCAACACCAGAGAUGGAAUGAAGGCUAUAUCGACUUAACGAGGCGGCCUCUGACCCCACCACCCGAACCAAAUGUCGACUCAGGAUUCCGGACUGCUAUCACAGAAUUCCUUCCUACACCACCCUCAUCUGUUUCAUCUGAAGUAAUGGAUCUUGAUGGAGACGAUGGCAUACACGACUCAGGCAGAGAAGGUCUCGUCACCUUUAGAUAUGCGUCGCCCUCCCUGGAUGGAUAUUGUCAGAGUAGACCUUCCUUCCGACGUCGUGUUGGUAGAGGAGGCCGCCUGAUGAUUGAUCGUCGUGGAAUGCGUCUUCAGUCGACCGAAGCAAUAGACGAACGCAUCGUUGACAAAUUCAAAUAUGAUCACGACGAUGAGGAUGAAGAGCCAACGUAUGCUGUUGAUCCGUAUGAUACAUUAAACAUGCGCUAUCGAGCUUCGAUUAUUGGCAACAGUAGGGAGCAGGCUGCUCAUCAGGCUGCUCAGAUUCAGGCAGUGCGACGGGCACAGGAAGAGAAAACUGUAGCGAGUAGUCCAGCGCCUGCAAGCUAG